Molecule: messenger RNA, 2136 nt
Organism: Fimicolochytrium jonesii
Lineage: Eukaryota; Fungi; Chytridiomycota; Chytridiomycetes; Spizellomycetales; Powellomycetaceae
Exons: 3
Coding region: 1-2136 (711 amino acids)
Molecular function (GO): protein binding
Source: RefSeq, a predicted model, not a curated record
AUGCGGGAGGAGUUCGCGGAGGCGCCAAAACCAUAUUCAUUCACGGUCCGGCCCGAGUUGUCGGCAGCGUUUGGACAUGCGCAGGCGAUAUUGGCAUUUUGUUACGAGUUCAGCAUGGGUUGUCAACCUGACUAUCCUCUAUGCGAGGACUUGUAUAAGAAGGCUGCUCUUCACGGGAGUGGGCUGGCCUGCACCCGGUUGUCCUUCUUGCGUCGGUAUGGUCGGCCAAGCGUUAGAAUCGACAGAGUAGAGGCCGAGGGUUGGAGUCGAAGAGUCAACGAAAUCGGUCCGUCGGCCAUACAAUGGCUUGUCGAAGCCGCGCAGACGUACGAGAUACCUUCUGCCAACUAUGCGCUGGGACUUUGCUAUCACGAUGGUGUAGGGAUGCCUAGGAGCCCGGAAAUGGCCGUGCAUUUCUACCGUAAGGCCGCUGCCGCGGAGCACCCAAGAGGACUUGGUAUUUUGGGAUACUGUUACGGAGACGGCUACGGUGUCGAGAAAGACGAAACUUUGGCCUUCGGGUACUACCUACGCGCGGCUCAAGUUGGGGAAUCGGUCUCGAUGUAUAACGUCGCCCACGCUCUGGAAGAAGGUGUCGGCACUGAGCGCAAUCUCGCCGAAGCUGUAAAUUGGUACCGUAGGGCGGCAGCCCUUGGAAACUGUUUCGCCCAAAAUGCUUUGGGAUAUUUAUUCGAAGAAGGAUUCGCCGGUUUGCCGAGAGACGAGGUUGCGGCCGUGCGGUGGUACGCGCUAGCAGCUCAUCAGGGGUACCCCUGGGCCCAAUGCAAUUUGGGGUUUUGCUUGGUUAGCGGCAUCGGUGUCGCUGCCCGGGACGAAGUCAGGGGCGCAUACUGGUAUCACGCUGCCGCACGACAAGGCCAUUCACGAGCUCAGCACAACCUCGGACACGCAUACCUUUAUGGCAUCGGCGUUCGCCGUGACGAACACCGGGCCGUCGAAUGGUUCCUACGAGCUGCACGAGCCAACAACCCUUUCGCCCUGCAUUCACUUGGCUACUGCUUUCACCACGGAAUCGCCGUUCCCACCGACGAGCGACGUGCAUUAGCACUGUACAGACGUGCAGCGAAGCUCGGUCACCCGCCAGCCCAACUCUCAUUAGGAAGAUGCUAUCUUGAUGGUGUCGGCGUGUCAACCGGUGAGGACGACGAACCAGAUACGGUGGCUCAGAAUAAUCGACGCGCAUUCAAGUGGAUACGACGGGCCGCCCUCGCUGGCGGCAACGACCUUGCCAUGAACACAUUAGCACAUCUCUAUGAGGCUGGGAUCGGUGUCCGUGCUUCUUUCCGCAAAGCUAUCACACAUUACUGGAAUUCGGCAAGAAUGGGCAACUCGUGCGCUCUAGCGAACCUGUCUUUUAUCACGCCUCUAUUCCGUCCAACCCCACAACAGGUGCUCCAUCUUGUACGCCUGGCGGCCAACGAGGGUCAACCGCGCGCACAAGAACGUCUCGGCGACCUCCUCUUCAUGGGCAACCCGCGGCUGAACCUACCCAGAGACUACAGCGAAGCUGUGAUGUGGUACGAGCUCUCCGCGAUGGGCGGAAACAUCACCGCAAUGACAAAACUGGGCAACUGCCUCGAAGGAGGCAUCGGCUGCGAGCGUGACGUUGACUCAGCAGUGGACUGGUUCGCCAAGGCCGCUGCGCUUGGCGACGCCGACGCCGCUCGAUAUCUGGCCCCUUUAUUGGCACUGAGACCUUCAAGACGCAGAAGACGACGUAUCAGACAAUCCGCUGCCACCAUCCCGGGCCAGGCGGACGGCGAUUCCGUCAUCGUCCUCUCGUCCUCUCCUUCAACGACAUCGCCCCUGUCCUCAUCCCUGCACCUCACCGGGCCAUCCGGGCUUUCCAUCACCAUCCCCGCCAUGCCUCUCACCCCUCCCUCCACGCCCGCGGAGGCCGAUUCCGCCGCAGAUGACGACGAAUUAGGAGCCGAGUCCUACAUCGAGGACGACGGCGCUGAAGACGAUGACGACGACGACUAUGAAGAGUAUGAAGAAUACGAGGAGUACGAUGAUGAUGACUUCUAUGAUGAUGACGAUAGCAUGGAGCCGUCCUCUGCGGCGUAUACGAGGGGGUUCUCGAUUGUGGCGGGGACUGUUGCCCCCGCGGCGUAG